UGGAUUAGGUGGCAUCGCCUUUGAAGAUUUUUGCUGCGGAUCUUGUACUGUACUUACACUCAUGGGCAAUUUUGAGAUCAGGGUUUGAUUGCUACACUGGAUCCUUGAUUGUGGUCACCUCUAAACUGCAGCACUGAAAACAAUGGCAACAGAAUGUAUAAAAAACUGCUGUAAAUGGUGUUUCUGCGUGGAAAAAGAAAAAAAUGAUCCAGUUUCCAUGGUGCAGGAAUCUGAAGCAGUAGCCGCAAGCAAGCCAACUAUUGUAGAGAAGCCUCCAUUGUCUUCUGUGUCAGUGAAGCGUCAAGUUGGCUGUUCAGAGGACUAUCUGCGUUCUAAACUGCCCCUGGAUGGUCAGGAGGUACCAUUUGUGGUCCCUCCAUUCAAAUUGGCUUAUGUACAGCCGAAGAACCUUCCCAGUAUCUCACAUGCUGGAGGGAUUCAAGAAUCUGCCAGAGCCUCGUUUGGUGACCGGAAAGCAGAACUGCACGGCGUGUACCAAUGGCCCCGCUAUGACGUGUACAACCCCUUCUAUUUGGAGCAUCGGGUCUCGCCAGAUCUGAUUAGGCGCUUCCAAGCAAAAUCAGAUAAUAGGAAAUUAUAUGGAUCAGUUAGUGAUUUAAGAUCUAGCACUUUGCCUGGAUCAUUUGAUGUAAGUCGUUCAAUGUUUGAUCUCAGAAGCCCACCUCAUCGAUUCAUGAAGAGAUACGAUUCAUUCUCCAGUGUACCUAGCAGUACUUCUUCCAGAAAGGAUUCACAAGGCAGUAACAGGAGUCUAGAUACUAUUACAUUAUCAGGUGAUGAACGGGACUUCGGAAGACUGAACGUGAAGUUGUGUUAUGUUUCUUCCGUAGAACAGAUUUGGAUCACAGUUUUACAUUGCAAAGACCUGAGCUGGCCUUCUAGCUGUGGGGAAAAUCCUCGUAUCUCUGUCAAAGGAAUUCUCACAUUGCCCAAACCAGUGCAUUUCAAAUCUUCUGCUAAGGAAGGAUGCAAUGACAUUGAAUUUAUGGAAACUUUUGUAUUUGCAAUUAAACUGCAAAGCCUGCAGGCUGUGAGAUUGGUAUUUAAAAUCCAGACACAGACUCCCAGGAAAAAAACAAUUGGAGAGUGCUCCUUGGCACUGAGGGAGCUCAGCUCAGAGGAGUCAAGUCAUUGGCUGGAUAUAUCUCCUCCUUCCAAAGCACCUGUGUGCCGCGCAGAACUUCAAGUAGGAACUUGUUUUCAAGCAAUAAACAGGAGGAUUCAGUUACAGAUUCUUGAAGCACAAAACCUUCCAGUUUCAUCUACACUGCUCUCUUCAAAUUUCUUUGUGAAAGUUGGAAUGUUUAGUACAGAAGGGCUGAUCUAUAAGAAGAAGACUCGUCUUCUGAAGUCCACUAAUGGCCAAGUGAAGUGGGGAGAAACGAUGAUCUUUCCAGUUAGCCAAGCUGAACAAGGAAUUAGCUUUCUCAUCAAGCUCUACAGCAGAAGCUCAGUGAGAAGAAAACACUUCCUAGGACAGGUCUGGAUAAGUUCUGAUAGCAGUAACAGUGAAGCAGUAGAGCAGUGGAAUGAUACUAUUGCCAACCCUGAAAAAGUUGUUGUUAAAUGGUACAGUGUUGGUCCAUCUUGAAGACUGGAGGUGAAACUCUGGACUGAUUUUUCUACAAAGACUAAAUAUUAUGAAGAGGAAGACUUAGGAACUGGGGAAAAAUGCUCAUUUGAUUUUAAAAAAUCCACCUUGAAAAUUACAUUUUUUGCCCCUGUCAGGCCCCAUAAAAGCACAGAAAUCCAAUUUUGGAGAGAAGCAGCUUGAAUCAGUGACUUCUUCGCGAGGCACUGAUGUCAUCCUCAUCUGCAGUCUUGUCUCUGGCAGACUCCAAAGUCCAUGGGAAUCAUUCCAGUCAGUGGCUUGAUCCCGGGUACCUCUGACACCAUUCGAUGGCAGUAACGUGUGCCUGAGCAGGUGGGAAGGCCUGUGGCAGUAGAAAGCAUAAAGGGAACCACGCAAUAAGGCAGCACCUGAAGACUUUUCCAAUCUCUGUCUUUGAUGAAGGGUUGUUCGUUACCCUGACAUGCCUGUAGCUUGGGUUCCCCCCAUCCUUCUCUCUAACCAGAGAGACUGAAAGAUAAAAGUCAGAGUUUCUCUCUCUGUGAUCUUUGCAAGUGGAGGCCCUCCAGCCUUGCUUUGUUUGCAUGAAUUCUGGUUGGAAUCAAUGGAAUAAUACAAAGAGGCAACAGCCGUGCCUAGGAUCAGAGCCAAUAUUUUCAGAUAAAUUACUUUCUUCUAUAGAAUUCUUAUACGUAAACCACUUCCUAUCUAAUCAACAAUGUUCUAGCAUUUGCUUACAUUGCUAAAAGCCAGACUAACAUGUACAAAGGAGUAAGCAAAUAUUUACUGUCAUAAGUGCUUUUUGAUAUUAAUUAAAAUGCAGCACAUUAAAGGGACUCAGACAUUGUUUAAAAGAUGGGCUACUACUGCAGAAAUAUUUGUUGCAUGUCUAGGAUGCUGAAAAAACUAUGUGUAGGAGUAUAUUUUUGUUACUUGUUUCUAGCAAGAAGAAAUUACAGUAUUUUUAUUGCAAAUUAUAUUUUUCCUACAAAAUCCUAAGAUUAUUUUUUAUAUUAGUCCCCAUAUUUCCAGAGUUUUAUUCACAUUUAUUUUUAAGGUGGGAAAAUGCCAUGUAUAUAAUCAAUAAUACAUACAUCUAAAAGCACUCUUUGCACUACUUUAACUACUUGAUAUAAAAUACAUAUCUAUAUUCCCUUAAAUCCACUACUUACACAUUUACUGUUGGCUGUCUGGACUGUACAAAUAUGUAUGUUUGUAUAGUCGCUGAAUAAUUGUAUUUUUUUUUUAUAACCUGGAUCCCAUUGAAACACCCGACGUGAACUAGAGUGGCAGCGGGAGCACUCGCUGCUGGAAGGCAAAGGAUCAGUGGGGAGCAGAGAAAACACAGUAACAGGAAAGCACCUUGUAUUUAAGCACAGAGCUUGGAGCACCUUUUUUUUUUUUUUUUACUUUAAGGGUUAAGAAAAGGGGUUUUUUGGCUUUAAGUGUUAAGAAAAAAUGUAAUCUCUUAGCUAUUUUUUUUAAUCUGCUGAUAAUUGAAGCUUUUAAAACUUCAACCAUCCAGAUUUUUGUGGUUGAAAUUUAGUAUUUUGAAAACGGGCAAACAAACGGAUUUUCCCAGGCUCUUGCAUGUUCUGCUUUAUGAUCAGUUUUUAUAAAUGAACUGAAGAAGUUUUUAGAUGUUACUCAGAGAACAAACAUCAGCUUCAGCUCGUACUGACGCUCUUUGCAAAGCUCCCAGUAGGCCCGGAGGAUCUUGACUGACAGCAUUAACUUCCAGCCAGAUGGGACAUCCCACUUGGGAUGAGCCCGGCCUGUUGGGUGAAACAAAAAAGGGAACUGGACAGAGCUGAUAUUCUUGGAGCAUCUUUACCUGAAUACAUGGAUCUUUUUUAUUCAUUGUGGCUGAACUGUUCCCUUAUGCAGAAUGCUGCUCUGCUUGAAAGAGAGGAGCAGGAAUAUCCCAGUGUUUUGGAGGCUUUGAUUACCACAGAAGUGGUUCUACAGAGAUUACCAGCUCAGUGGAGACUGUGUAAAAUCAACUUUUUGGGCUGUUUUAGGACACUUAGGCCUAACUGGUAAUGUCUCCUUUUUCCUAUGUUAAUAUUUAUGUGUUUAUAAUAAAAGUUAUGAACAGAAAAUA
Molecule: messenger RNA, 3695 nt
Organism: Calidris pugnax (ruff)
Lineage: Eukaryota; Metazoa; Chordata; Aves; Charadriiformes; Scolopacidae
Gene: TC2N
Product: tandem C2 domains, nuclear
Exons: 12
Coding region: 143-1612 (489 amino acids)
Cellular component (GO): nucleus
Source: RefSeq, a predicted model, not a curated record